AUGUCGUCGUCUCUCCUCCUCCGCCGCACCGCCGCCGGCGCGCGCGCCUUCUCCACCUCGCCGGCCCGCUCGCUCGCGCGCAUCUCCAUCAUCGGCAACCUGGCCGACACGCCCGAGGUCCAGCAGACGGCCACCGGCCGCGACGUCAUCCGCUACGCCGUCGCCAGCAACAGCGGGCCCAAGGACAACCGCCACACCAGCUGGUUCCGCGUCUCGAGCUUUGUUGCCGAGGGCGGCCGCCGCGACUUCAUGCUCGGCUUGGCAAAGGGAUCCAUGGUCUACGUCGACGGUGAAAUCACUGUCGGCCAGUACCAGGAUGCCAACGGCCAGAACCAGCGCAGCAUCAACAUCGUUCAGCGCUCUCUCGAGGUUCUCAAGCGACCCGCGUCCGCCGAGCAGCAGCAGGAGGGCCAGUAA
This is a messenger RNA of Hirsutella rhossiliensis, 417 nucleotides long. RefSeq names its product single-strand binding protein family domain-containing protein. NCBI's taxonomy places the organism in Eukaryota, Fungi, Ascomycota, Sordariomycetes, Hypocreales, Ophiocordycipitaceae. Gene Ontology annotation, molecular function: single-stranded DNA binding. Bases 1 to 417 code for a protein of 138 amino acids. Gene Ontology annotation, biological process: mitochondrial DNA replication; positive regulation of helicase activity. The transcript has 3 exons. Gene Ontology annotation, cellular component: mitochondrial nucleoid. The record is from RefSeq and is a predicted model, not a curated record.